UUUUAACUGUAAUUAUUAUUUAUUUCGUUAAUACCUCAUUGGCACCUGCUGAAAUGUUACUUAUUCUCAUUAAACAAACAGUGAAAAAAAAUUAAAAUACCAAAAUAUUACUCCUUUUGGCUAUACCCCUUUUCAUGAUGUUCAACACAUUCCAUCGAUAAAUCGAGGAUUACCUAUCGAAAGCGAAGUGCGAGAUGCGAAAGUCGAUCAUGUUUCGGGUAGCAAAUGGCGCAGCAAAAAGGGGCUCAAAGCCGCGACCGUGUUUCUUCUGAAAGAAAUGGAAGUGGAAAACAGUGGUGAAACAUCUGAAAGUCUUGGACGGACAGUUCAAAGUUCUGGCGAAGACUGUCGUAUAUGCCUAAAAAAAUGUUCAGAGCUUUUGGAAUUAUUCGAAAACGAGGAGGACAUACCUCAAAAAAUAAUGGCGUUCGCUGCUGUUCAGGUGGAGCAGGGUGAUGGCCUUCCAACCACAAUAUGUUAUCCUUGCCGCCGUCUUUUAGACGUAUCAUUCGACUUUAAAUGCCAAGUAGAAAAAUCGGACGCAAAGCUACGAGAAUUUUUAACCUGCAAAGAGACUGUAGAUGUAGAUACUAUGAGCACGUCCUUCACAAAAUCGGUCAACGCUGUUAUUACGGAAGCUAUAGCUGAUGAACUACCACAUGAAGAAAUAGAAGCAGAUACCCUUGACGAUGAGAGUAUUCACAUUUCCAACAUUAUUAACAUAUCGGAAUCUGAUACAAGACCCUCCGUCCAAGCUAUUGAACAUCUUACUGUACAAAACUUUACUAAUGACCGUGAUACUAUCAUCUUUGAAAUGACUGAUGGAUGUAAUCAGGUGGAGUCUCAAAGUGAUACUGUUGAAGUAACUAAUUAUGAAGAUGUAGCUUGUACUGAUAUCGAUGAUAAGGAAAUUGAUUAUGAAAAACGUGAUAUUGCAGAAGAUUCAGAUAUUUUAACUGAAAAAGUAAUACAGAAUGAUGAAUCAGGAACAGAAACUGAGCCAGUUAAGCAAGAAUUAUCAUUACCUGAAGAAAGUGAACUCUCUGAUGCUGAUGAUAAUUCAGGUUGUGAUGUUAGUUUUGAAGACUCAACAGUAAAACCAGAAAUUAAGAGUAGUGCAUUAGUAGAGAAGGAAAAUAGAAAACGAUCAUUAUACAUUACAAGUCAAGAUACAACAGACGAUCGUGAGGCGAAAAUUGAUGCAGAUGACAGCGAUGAAGAAGAGAAGCCUUUAAUAAAUAGAACGCAGCGACAAAAGUGUCCACAUUGUAUAAAGACGUUUGCGUCAAGAUUAGCAUUACAGAGACACUUGACUGUACACAAACAUAAAACCAAGUUACGAUACGUGUGUUACAUGUGCGAUAAACAAUUCUCUAAUGUAGCAAAACUAAAAAGUCACAUAGGUAAUAGCCACGAUUCCUCUAAAACUGAAGAAAAAUCAUCAGCUGAUGAUAUUUCGAGUAAAAUAUCAGAUUCGGAAAAGAGUUUAGAAAAACUUGAAAAGCAUGGUAACGUGGCAAUGGACAUUCAAAAGUCAGACAAGAAAAAUUAUAAAUUUACAUGUAAAGUUUGUGCAAAGCAAUUCACCUAUCAAAAGUCCUUUAUCACUCAUGCAAGAAGUCAUCCCGAGUAUAAGCCUGAAAUGCUCAAUGGAAUUAGUGAGCAAACGGGUACCCUGGAAGAAUCACAGGAAAGUCGUAACGAAUUAUCAAGCCCCAAGGCCAAUGAAUCUGACGACGAUGACGACAUGCCUUUAGAAGGCUUGCAGUGUACACAGUGUGGUAAAUUAUUUGCAACCAAAAGAAACCUUAAGAGACAUAUUUCAACCCACAGUGGUCUUAAAUUUAAUUGUUCAACUUGUGGUAAAGAAUUCUCAAGGGUAGACAAAUUAAAAGAACACGAGCAGUCCAAACACAAGGAGGAAAUAUUUGGCAGGUCGGAUGACGAUGAUGAUGACGAUACGGAUAACGAGAAUAAAGCUACUGACGGUUCAGAGAAUCGUAAGAAGGAAAAGAACAAUAGACCUCAUCAGUGUGCUUUGUGUCCAAAAGCAUUUGCUCAGCCUCAAUCAUUAGCCAACCACAUGGAGCGACAUAAGCGGGUGAAAGACACUCAGAAACGUUUCCUGUGUGAAGUUUGCAGCAAGUGUUUCGCCCAGAGUGGUUCAUUGGUCGCGCAUAUGCGUACUCAUACAGGUGUCAAGCCGUACGUGUGCAACGUAUGCAGUAGAGCUUUCACUAAAAGCACAUAUUUGCAAUUGCAUUUGCGAACCCAUAGCGGGGAAAAGCCUUAUAUAUGUCAGUAUUGUAGUAGAGCAUUCGCGCGCGCUAACACGUUAGCCAGACAUAUAACAAUGCACACUGGCGAAGCCAAGUACCAUUGCCAGAUAUGCAUGAAAUCGUUCAGACGAUUAACAUCCCUAAACGAGCAUACUUAUACUCAUACAGGUCAAAGGCCUUACGCAUGUAAAAUUUGCACCAAGAGAUACAACAAUGCUGGAUCUCUUUAUGCGCAUACUAAGAAAUGUAAGGCCCAGCAAGUAUCUGGUGUCGUACCAGCCUAUACGGUUUCCGUGGACAAUACUACUCAUCCAAAUGGCGCUCCUGUACCCCAGAUGUUAAUUUAUUCCCAAAGAAAGUUAGUUGAGGAGACUCCAGCAGGACAAGUACCGCCAACUCCUCAAUUCAUGAUCGCAAACGUACAUAAUCAAAAACCAAUGCCUACUAAUAUUAUUCAACCAUUUACUGUCGAUGAUCCAAGUGUUUAUACAGUCAAUGCCAAACAGUUUAAGAAUCCAUAUUACACAAUUUAUCCAAACAUGUAACACAGCUCGUGCGAAUAUGUGAUACUAUGCCUAUGAGGAUCGUUCAUAGUUGCAGUGAAACUACUAUUUUAAAUCUUUUUUUUUUAAGAUGUAACAUUGGUACUUUUGAUAAAGCAUAUAAUCGGGCCUAAUCGUUCAAGAUUAACGAUGGGCUUGCUGUUCUAAACUCAAUGUUAAUUUACUCUUGACAUUAUGUAUUUAAAUCGCGAAUGCAUUGCUCGAGGCAUUAUUUACUUGAGAUAAAGGUUUUUUUUCUUUAAUGCAGUGGUACUGUAAAAUUUAUAUUACAUUUUGUCAAUUGCUUGAAGCACUUGCGAACGGCUGUUUAAAGAGAGGUAAUAGCAAUUUUGUUAGGUAAUAGUACUUCGGCGAUUGUAAAUAGUUUGAAGACAGCAUUUGGUCGAUUGUUGUAAAGGUACAAUGUAUGUCACUGAUAGCUCACAUAUGGCGUGUGUAUACGGAGACAAAUUUAUAUUAAUACGAACACAAUCUUAUUUUAUAAUAAAGUUUUUUACAAACAUUA
This is a messenger RNA of Cephus cinctus (wheat stem sawfly), 3347 nucleotides long. RefSeq names its product zinc finger protein 184. The record is from RefSeq and is a predicted model, not a curated record. Gene Ontology annotation, cellular component: nucleus. Gene Ontology annotation, biological process: regulation of transcription by RNA polymerase II. Gene Ontology annotation, molecular function: RNA polymerase II cis-regulatory region sequence-specific DNA binding; DNA-binding transcription factor activity; zinc ion binding. Bases 278 to 2824 code for a protein of 848 amino acids. NCBI's taxonomy places the organism in Eukaryota, Metazoa, Arthropoda, Insecta, Hymenoptera, Cephidae. The transcript is spliced from 3 exons.